Messenger RNA from Sceloporus undulatus (fence lizard), 5983 nucleotides. It is a transcript of the gene UBXN2A, whose product is annotated as UBX domain protein 2A. Gene Ontology annotation, biological process: nuclear membrane reassembly; autophagosome assembly; proteasome-mediated ubiquitin-dependent protein catabolic process. Gene Ontology annotation, cellular component: cytosol; nucleus. Lineage: Eukaryota; Metazoa; Chordata; Lepidosauria; Squamata; Phrynosomatidae. The record is from RefSeq and is a predicted model, not a curated record. The transcript has 7 exons. Gene Ontology annotation, molecular function: ubiquitin binding. The coding region runs from base 119 to 898 and encodes 259 amino acids.
AAGACUGAGGCAAGGCAAAGCAAGGCAAGGCAAGGCAAGGCAAGGCAAGGCAAGAGGAUGCGCCCUGGCCAGGCCAUUGCCUCUGGCUUUCUUGGAAGAGGGGCUCUGGUGGAGCAGAAUGCAAGAAGUCAACAAGAUUGAAACUUUGAAACAAAAAUGGGUUUGCACAACAAGAAAUGCUAGUCAAAUUCAGAAUGGCACAGACCAGAAAAGCUGUGAUAUUUUUGUGGAUAACCUUUUUGAGGAAGCUCAGAAAGUCAGGGCUGUAUGCACACAGCAGGCCAAAGUUAAAAGCCAAGUUGAUACGACAAUUAAAUUAUGGAAAAAUGGAUUCACGGUGAAUGAUGGUGAACUCCGAAGCUAUACAGAUGUUGCAAAUCAGCGCUUCUUGGACUCAGUCAAAAAGGGGGAGUUGCCUCCUGAGUUACAGAAGAUAUGUGAGAAAGAGGAAGUAGAUGUGAAGGUGGAUGAUAAAAAGGAUGAGUUGUAUACCGUGAAGAAGCCAGUAUUUCAUCCUUUCUCUGGACAAGGAUACAGACUAGGAAGUGCCACACCACGAGUAAUUUAUAAAGUAAAAAGAGAUGUUGAAGAAACUGAAAAGAAAAAACCAACAGUGGUGUUAAAUUACUCAGAACCCAUCACUAGUAUCCAGAUCUGGUUAGCAGAUGGAACCAGGAUAGUACAGAAGUUUAAUAUUUCUCAUAGAAUAAGCCAUGUAAGAGACUUCAUAACGACUUACCAAGGUCAUCAAGGAAGGAGUCCCUUCAUCUUGACCACAUCGCUUCCAUUUCGGGAGCUGCUGAAUGAAUCCCUCACCCUAGAGGAAGCUGACUUAAAAAAUGCUGUUGUUGUUCAGAGACUUAAAACAAUGGCAGAGCCUUUCAGGGGUCUGUCUUAACAGCCUCCGUCAAGAUGGCCUAAAAUAAAUCAUUACAAAGCUGCUACAAGGAAAUCUUGGAGAAGAGGCAGACCAUACCCCAGUGGCUUUCUCUUAGCUGAGUGACUCCAUACCAAAAAGAAACGAAUAGCAAUAUCUGUUGUCUGUAGUAUGCAGUCUACAGCAUUGCUCUGAAAGAGCAUAUGGCAUGUGCUGUACUAAAUCUACUCCAUUGUGUUCUCUUAGCUCUUUUUAUCAAAUUAAUGGCCUGGAUGUAGAAUGUAGUAAGCAGUAUUUCACCAGGCCAGAUAUUUUAAGCUGCCAACUAGAUAGCUGUGCUAGUCUAGUAAAGAGACUUGUAGUGAGAGUCUUCAGCUUUUACUUGCACCUUGAAUUAUUGCUGGACAAAUGUUGCACUUUACUUUGAAAAGUACUAUUACCUGUACUUGAUUUAAUUAUUGCUUCUUUUUUUACUAUUGCCCAUUGUGCUUUAGAGUCCUUGCAAUGCUUCAUUACAAAAUUGUCAUAGGUUGAUACAGUUCAAUCUAAAAUUCAGUUUCUUAGAAAAAUCUAUACCUGAGAUAAGUUUUUAAAUUUUGUAGUGGCUUCUGCCUUCCUUGGAAGCCUUUCUGCCAAUGCAUGUAUUAGACUGCAAUCCUAUACAUACUUACGUGGAAGGAAGUCCCACUGAAUUCAGUGGGGUCAACUUCUGAUUUGAGAUGGCUUGUACUGUUUGUCUCUUUUUUGUGUCAUAAGAAAGAGAUCCAUACAUUAUCCAAACCUCAGUAGAUUUCAGUAUGUGUGAGUAUGCUUAGGACUGUAGUGUUAGCUUAUGGCACUGGAGAAAACAGUGAUUCUACACAAUGUCAGAAAGGCUGAGUCAGUUCAAAAGCUGGAUUGCAGCUUGCCAUGUGUAGGAAAUCUUUGACAAGGGACAAUUUCAAACAGUGAAUCACAUGGAUUACGACAUGUUGCAGUCUUAGUGGGAAGACUGUGCCAUGUUAGAAGUGCAUGUUUGAAUUGGUUUACUGAAUAAUAGGAACAUGGUUUUGAAGAGCAAACCAACUAACUUCAUAAAGCUUGCCUAAAAUAAUUAGAUUUAUUGGAUACUUGCAUGUCUGACCAUGUUAUGAGGGUGGGAGGUUGAAUAAGAGUGUUGCUUACUGCGUUCCCUACUCUGGGUUAUGAUUAUUCCCUUUAUUUAUUGCAUUUUUAAAAGAUGUAUUUAAUUUCAUUUCAAGAUGCUAUACAAACAUUAAGAAAACAGUAAUCUUUCCUCACAGGCUUGUAAUUUAAUAUAUAUGACAAAGAGGAAAGGAGAGGGGGGGGGGGAAGAAAGAAAAAACAAGUAAAUGCAGGCACAUCACUUUCAUAGUUACAUAAAUGCUUAGUGACUGAGAUACUGUAUUGUUUAUUUUAUUGUAUUUGGUUUUGGUACUGUAGAAUUAUAGCAACUACUUUGUCAUGGCUACAUCCUGUGGAAUCAUGGGGGUUGUAGUUUUGUGUGAAAUGUUGAAUUUUUGCCAGAAUGUGCAGUGCCUCACAAAACAACAAAUCCCAAGAUUCUUUAGUGUACAGUCAUGGCAGUUAAAGUGGUAUCAAAGUAUGUACAAUGAUAGUGUAGUGUAAAAGAGACCUUGGGCAGAAUGGCUACUGAAGCGGGGGAAAUCAAAUGGCAGUUGGUUCCAUCUUAACCAGUGGAGUUGGCCUUGUCAUCCUCUUUCUGUGGAUGCAGUCAGACCUAUACAUCCCAGAAUUGUUUGUCUGAAUUAAAAAAAGGGAUACUUAAAUGUAUUUUCAAGUUAGCGCCUGGUGGUGCUGGGUUUUUUUGUUGGUUUGUUUACAUUUUUUGUCAGAGGGGUAAUGUUGGUAAUUCUCUGUAUUUUUUCCAUAGUACUAUGGUGGCACUGUGUUGACAAUUGGAAAAGUUCUUCCUCUUACACUGCAUGUGCAGAGAAGAAAUAAUCCAGUUUGACACCAGUUUAACUGUCAUGGCUCAAAGCUGUGGAAUUCUGGGAACUGUAAUUUGUUGUGGAACCAGAGCUGACAGGUUAAAUAUCUCACAAAACUACAAUUCCCAGAAUUCCAUAGCAUUGAGCCCUGACAAUUAAACUGGUGUCAACCUGGAUUAUUUCUGCAGUGCAGAUGCAGCCUUAGUAAUCAAACAGUAACCUGUAGAUACUAACAAUGGGAGCAGCUUUCCAGGGCUCCAACAUGGAUUGUACUUAGAUAGAAUAUAGUAAAAUAUUGACAGAUGCAAUAUCAACCCAUUUUUUCUUUUAGAUUUUUCCUCCAGUGUGAUCUUCUUUCUCACUCUCCACCAUGUUUGCUACAGGAAAACCACUAAAAGAAUACCAUUGUGUUUAUUACCUUAUUCUAGUUAGUUGAACAGUAGUCAGAAGCAAGUUGGAAUCUCUCUCCCAGGAUCAAAGCUUUGAAAAAUGGUCACACCGACUGGUAGAUUAUGGGAGUCCUAGUUGAAAAAGUGACUUUUUCAACUCUUCUCAGGAUUCAGUAUUUUCCAGUACAGUAUACCAUUAGUCAAGACUGUCCCACUUAACAUAGGAUCUUAUCACAUGAAGGCACUUACGUGGCUAAAACAUUGCUGAACUGUUGCAGAAGCACAAAGGUAGGAUCGUCCGUCAUGCUUCUAAAACAUAAUAGAGGCUUCCCGUUUUCCUUCUGUUUACGAAGUGUGCGCAGAGAAGCCAGGAGAAGCCAUUUUUUGAAUAACGGGAUCUUCUGCUAUUAAAAAAAUGGCUUCUCUGCAAACACUUCAUAGACGGAAGGAAAGCAAGAAGCCUCAAUUACAUUUUAGAAGCACAACGGACAGUUCCAUAUUUGCGCUUCUGCAACAAAUUCAGCAACGUUUUACCCACGUAAGUGCCUCUGUGUGAUAAUCCUCAUAGCCCUGGAGCAUGGAAAGCUUGGCUGUAUAAGUGAAUUACCAUUGCUAGUGGGAUAGUCUACUUUCUAAAUUGUUUGCAAGAAGGAUUGCUUUUUUUUUUUUGAUUGAUACAUAUAGAAGAUACUGGAAUGGCAUAUUUACCAAGGAGUCAAAGCCUUGUGUUCCUUUAUUCACCAUACUUUUUGUGUUUCAAAUCCUGUUAACAUUUUGCUUGUGUUCUAGUACAGUCUGUACUGUUAUGUUAGUAAUCUGAUGGCAGUGGGAGCUGUCUUAUAGUUGAGGGGCUUAUCUGAAUCCUGGGUGUAGUUAAAGACCCCUUUCCCUUAUCUGCAGAUAAUCUCUAGUGAAUAAGAGAAGGGCCUGUUAACAGUAGUCAAAGCUGCCUUGCAGCGCUUUCAGUGAAAAUGAAAGUAUGCAGAGAGGCCCAAAUUCACUUAUUAAUUGCUAAAAUGAAUCUGAAGACUACAGUCUUUGCAGUUUAGCUAUACCAUAAACAGCUACGAUAAGACUCCCACAUUUUUUAAAGUUAAUAUAGUCAAUGGCUACUGAAUAUCUCUGGCUAAAAAUGAAGUGGUAAUAUAUGCCAGUUCCUGGGACUGUGGAACUUUAUCUACUGCUCCAUGCAGAAGUUUCUGGUGUGAUGCUAAAUCUAACUGUAGGGAAGCAGAUUUACUGCAGUUAACACAUCUGAAUAGCAGUGGAAUCCCUAGUGUGAUGCCUAUGGAUAUGGCCUUUGAAAGAAUCCAGCUUUUCACAUUUGUAUGUAAGCAUGAAUAUGAUCAGGUUUUACUUAUGUUCGGGAUAGGCAAAAUGUGGUCUUAACCCUGGUUUUGUAGCCCUUUAUUUCACCAAGUUCUUCAGACCACCCUUUUCUUACAUCCCCCACCCCCUGAAAAGGGUAAAUUGCCUUUCCUGGAAGUUUCCAAGAGUAGCAAUACACCUUUUGUUUAGGUUAUAGGACAUCCCUGUUCUGUCUAGCAUUUUAAAAAUACAGGUUGAGUAUCCUUUAUCUGAAAUGCUUAUGACCAGAAGUGUUUGGGAUUUGAGAAUAUUUUGGAUUUUGGAAUUCCUGUAUUUCCAUAUACCUACACAGUGAGAUAGCUUGGAGAUGGGAUCCAAGUCUAAACACAAAAUUCAUUUAUGUUUCAUAUACAUUGUAUGCACUACACAUAGCUUGAAAGUAAUUUUAUACACAGUACUUCAAAUAAUUUUGUGUGUGUACAUUCCAACCGUUGAAAGAAAAAGUGUCAUUAUGUAAGCCACUCAUGAAAAAGUUUUGAUUGUUGGAGUAUUUCAAAUUUCAGAAUUCUGGAUAAUUCUGGAUAAAGAAGACUCAGUCUAUACUAGUUUUUCCAAAACUAGAAGACAUGAUUACUUGUGUAUGUCCUCCUCCUCCAAUCUCAUUUUUGACAAUCUGGGAAUCCUAGAAGGUUCUGGGACAGUAAGAAGGUUCCUGGGUCUCCCGUAUUCCCCACCCUUGACUUAGGUGGAUUGAUGGAAAGUCCCUGUUGGUGUGUUCCCACAAUGAAUGAGAUAUAGACACAUCACAAAACUCACGAAUCUCCUGAAUUCAUGCCAAAGUAUUUUAAUUUGUGGGAAUCAGCCUUUCUUUUGAACACAGUGAAAUAUGCAUGAAGCCACUAGCAUGUGUAUUAAUGUAUAGACAGAGAGAUGCACAUUCAUAUGCCCAUCCUCCCCCCCCACACACACACAUUCUUUCUCUGUAUUUACAUAUUCUCACGCACGGAGACAUAAUCAUAUUGCACAUUGGCUAUCAUGAACCAUCAUUUGUACUGAAUUUUAAAACUGUAUUUUAUAGCAAGCCUAGUAUUCCUUGCCUAAGAAAACCCUAUGAAAUUCAUGGGGUCGCCAUAGGUCUACAGGCAACUUGAAGGUACACGCACACACAAAAAGAACAAUAUGUAGAACUGGUUGGCUAGGCAGAAGAAUAUGUAGAAUUAUCCAGUUUAGAAAUUGUGUCAGCGGUGUUAAAACCUUGCUGUUUUUCUCCAUUGUGGGCUCUGAACUGUCUUGUAUGUAUUUCUCAAAGCAUGCCUUGUUUAUUAGAGAUGUACAUAAAUGAAGUGCCUGCUAAUUUGCUAGUUUUUCACUUUGGAAGAGUGUCUUUUUAAGUAUCAAGAUGGGAUUGUUUUUUUCUAAGAAGUCUUGUAUUGAUAAAUAUAUGAAUUAAUGUACAA